Messenger RNA from Trypanosoma rangeli, 708 nucleotides. RefSeq names its product putative helicase-like protein. The record is from RefSeq and is a predicted model, not a curated record. NCBI's taxonomy places the organism in Eukaryota, Euglenozoa, Kinetoplastea, Trypanosomatida, Trypanosomatidae. The coding region runs from base 1 to 708 and encodes 235 amino acids. The transcript has a single exon.
AUGGGGCAACUCACCUCAGCCGCUAACGCAACGGGUAUGCGGGCGGAAAGCGAUAGAAACGAUGACGGUGUUCUUCUCGUGAAGCCGGAGGGUGAGCAAAAGCGUCCGUUGCCGCCGUAUGAACUGCGAGCAGAGGAGCUUUACAGAUCGUAUGUACGGCCAUUUCAAAUAGUGCCCCCGCUUUUGCGGACGUCUGCGGGCUUGUCGCCUUCUUCGUCUGAAGCGGAACAAACCCUGCUGAAUAGCCUUCAUCGGCGAUGGAAUUCGCUUGUUGUUUCUCAGGUUCGCUUAAUGGAGCGGGAGGCGCUCCAACUGCAGAAGGCCGGUGACGCAGGUGAUGAAGGCCACGCAGUGGCGGCGACUGAUGGUAAAGGGGUACUUGCUCAUGGACUGCAAGAAUUUGCUAAUUCUUGGCAUGCGCUUGCAACAAGUGCCGUGAAUCAGGCGAAUGCAGAGGCGCAUGCGAUUGACAAGACUCUUGCUGAAGUGAACAUAACACUCGAUAGUGUGAAAGGGGUGGCUGAUGAGCAGAAUCAUGUUGCUGAAUUGUACAAUUUUGUUGAGGAUGAGACGCACGCCUUUCUUGAGGAAGUGACUUUGGCUGCACGGCUGCUGCAGGACGAUGUUGUGGCUCAGUUGAGGGACACGUGGUCACUGAUGAGUGAUGCGGAGCGGGCGGAUUUUCAGGCCGACCCCAACAAGCUUUAA